This is a messenger RNA of Notothenia coriiceps (black rockcod), 1501 nucleotides long. Its product is annotated as coiled-coil domain-containing protein 34-like. The transcript is spliced from 7 exons. The coding region runs from base 122 to 1102 and encodes 326 amino acids. The record is from RefSeq and is a predicted model, not a curated record. NCBI's taxonomy places the organism in Eukaryota, Metazoa, Chordata, Actinopteri, Perciformes, Nototheniidae.
GCUUGGGGGCGUGGUGUAUCAUGGGGAAAAAAGUUGGUUGGAAAUCAGUUCUAGCGUUGGGGGAAACGACGAGCAAAGCAGGCUUUUCUUCAAAUACACGUAAAAAAGAUAUCGGCUAGCAAUGUCUGGCCGGAAGAUGCCGAACUUUCCUGCCUCUGCGUCCCAGUGCUUCAGCUCCACCCCUGUCAAAACCAUCCAGGGGAAAUACCUGCACAUAUCAAAGGGUUUGGACGACGACGUGCUGUCCGACGAAGAAGACACUUUCUCUCUGCUCUCUCCCAUAUACCACGACAGUUUCGACAGUGAUGAAGACCUGGAGCCCAGCCCGCGGGCUUCCCCCAGGCUGAGCGACUCAUCCAGACUCAGCCUUUCACCAGUCAGAUGUGAGCUACCAAGAACGCCCUCAGUGCAGAUGUUGGAUACAGCUGUGGAGCCUCUUAGUGCAUGGGAAAAGUGGCUGGUUAGCAAAGCAAAAGAAGACCGUUUACAUUUAGAAAAACAAGCAGAAGAGGAGUGGUUAAAAAAGGAAAAUAAAGCACAUGAAGAAAGGGAGCUGGAACAGAAAAAGAUUGUCAUGGAAGAGAGGAUCCAAAUUUGGCUAAAGAUGAAAAGAGAACAGGAGAAGCAAGAGCAACUUCUAAAACUGAGGAAAGAGGAGGAGGAGAUACAGAGGCAGCACGAGAAACAGAGGGAGAUAGAACAGAAAGCUCAACAAAAAUACAAAGACUGGCUGCAGAAGAAAAACCAGGAAAAAAUUGAAAUGGAAAAGAAGGAGAAGGAGGAAGCUGCCCUGAAGGAGGAGCAGGAGAAGGAGCGCCGUCAGAGGGCAGAGGAGAAGUUUAAGGACUGGCUGGCAAAAGCUAAUGAAAAAACCAAAGCUAGUCCCCAAUCACCCUGCUACACGAGAAGUCCAUAUGAGAAAUACCUCCCGUCACCAGGCUUCUACAAUCCAAUCCCAUGGAAGCCGAUUCACGUCCCUCCUGUGGAGAAAGAACUGAAUAACACAUCUGGCAAGAAACCUCAGAGGAGCCAACAAAGCGCCGCCAGCGCUCUGAGACUGAGGAACUCUGCGAGUGCCACCCAGGUGCUGCAGAGGAGAUGACACAGCUGACAUGUGUGUGACUGAUAUGGCUGCUCUGUUACUGCUUAAAUAUGAUUCAUCAACCACAACAGCUCCUGAACUGAGACUGCUGAAUCACAGAAGUAUUUCUGUUCACUUUUAUGGAUGUGGUAUUUAAGCUUCCAUAUCUACAUUUUCAUUUGUUGUAUUUUUGAACACUGGACAAUAUUGUAAUAAUGCACCAGCUCAUAUUAGAUUGUUUGUAAGGAUGUGUCUUGGGGAUUGUUAUGAUUUUACAAACAUGUUUAUAAUUUAUUCUUAUACUGCACCCAGCUUUUAUACCAUAAUAAAGGCGCGUGUACAUAGCAUUAUGACUGGACAUUUAAACAAUGGAGUUUAUUUUGUUGUAUCCUGUUGAUAAAAGAGGCUUUAUCAAUGUUA